AUGGCAACUGUUCGGAAGCUCAUAGUUGAGGUGGUCGACGCACGGGACCUUCCGCCCAAGGACGGCCACGGCACGGUGAGUCCAUACGUCCAGGUGGACUACUACGGCCAGCGAAAACGGACGCAGACUGUUAUAAAGGACCUGAACCCUAAAUGGAACGAGCUUCUCGAGUUCAACGUCGGGAAACCUUCUGACGUUUUCGGGGAUGUGCUGGAACUCGACGUCUAUCAUGACAAGAACUACGGCCCCACCACCCGGAACAACUUCCUCGGCCGACUCCGGCUGACGUCGUCUCAGUUUGUGAAGAAAGGCGAGGAGGCUCUUAUAUACUUCCCCUUGCAGAAGAAGAGCCUCUUCAGCUUUAUUCAGGGCGACAUUGGCUUGAAGAUUUAUUACGUCGACGAGGCUCCACCACCUCCUCCUCCGCCGCCGGAGGAACCCAAGGCUCCUGAGCCCGCGCCGCAAGAGGAAGCUAAGCCUGCUAAAACUACGGCUCCACCACCGGCUGAGGAAGCAGCACCACCACCUCCGGAAUCUGAGAAGAAAGAAGAAGCGGCGCCACCGGUAACGGAGCUACCGCCGCCGUCAGAAAACGAGAAACCUGCUGAGGAACCACCGGCUGAGGCAGCCGCGCAACCACCGGAGACUGCAGCAGCUGAAACUGCAGAAUCCGAUCAGUUACCGCCACCACCGCCACCGCCACCAGAAAUCUAUGCCGAGAAGCAGCAGCUAGGUCAAAAUGAUCAUAUUGAGAUGAUGUCAGCUUCUUCCGUAUCGAAAUCAGUGCCGGAGAUCAAGUUCGUCGGCGGAAUCAACGGUCCACAGCCAAUGGCCCGCCGCCCCUCAGGAGUCCCAAGCUACACACAGCUGGAGCCAACUGAGAGUAUGUCAAUCGAUCGUCCGACGUCGUUUGAUCUGGUGGAGAAGAUGCAUUACCUCUUCGUCCGAGUAGUCAAGGCCCGCUACCUCCCUGCCAACGGCAGACCCGUCGUCAAGAUCUCCGCCUCCAACUACCACGUGACGUCAACCCCCGCCAGAAAAACCAACUGCUUCGAGUGGGACCAGACCUUCGCUUUUGGCCGCCAGUCCCCGGACUCCGCUUCCAUCCUCGAAGUCUCCGUCUGGGACCCGCCAAUCCCCGACCCAACCGGCGUGGCCUCCGGGCACAACUUCCUCGGCGGAGUCUGUUUCGACGUGGCGGAAAUCCCGCUGAGGGACCCACCGGACAGCCCCUUGGCCCCGCAGUGGUACAGAUUAGAAGGAGGCGGAUCCCGCAUCAACGGGGAUCUGAUGCUCGCCACGUGGAUGGGUACCCAAGCCGACGAAUCAUUCCCCGACGCGUGGAAGACCGACACCGCCGGAAACCCUAACGCACGCGCGAAGGUGUACCAGUCCCCCAAGCUCUGGUAUCUAAGGGCAACAGUCGUAGAAGCACAAGACGUCGUCCCCAUAACGACGUCGUUAAAGGAAGCCACGUUCCAAGUCAAAGCCCAGCUGGGCUUCCAGUCUCUCAAGACCGAGGCUUCCCUGACCCGAAACGGCACGCCGUCUUGGCACCAGGACUUGAUAUUCGUGGCCGCCGAGCCCUUCACCGAUCACUUGGUGUUCGUAUUGGAGAACCGGCAACCGAAAGGGACGGUCACAUUGGGGUUCGCAAAGAUACCACUCACCGCCAUCGAACGCCGUGUCGACGACCGGAAAGUGGCGUCGAAAUGGAUCAGCUUGGAGGAUCCAAAAGACGAGAAGAGAAUGUACACCGGAAGAUUGCACGUGCGGCUUUACUUCGAUGGAGGAUAUCACGUGAUGGAUGAGGCGGCGCACGUGUGCAGCGACUACCGCCCCACGGCCAGGCAGCUAUGGAAGCCACCGGUUGGCACUGUGGAGCUUGGUAUUAUUGGAUGCAAGAACUUGAUACCGGUCAAGACUGUGAACGGUAAAGGUUGUACGGAUGCGUAUUGUGUUGCCAAGUAUGGUUCUAAGUGGGUACGUACACGGACCGUAUGCGAUAGCUUGGAGCCCAGGUGGAAUGAGCAGUAUACUUUCAAGGUCUUUGAUCCUUGUACAGUGUUGAGUAUCGGUGUGUUUGAUAGCAGUGGAGUCUUCGAAACCGACGGCCCGAGGGACGCCACGCGUCUCGACUUUCGAAUUGGGAAGGUACGUGUACGUAUAUCGACUCUGACUACGGGUAGAGUGUACAAGCAUACGUAUCCGUUGUUGGUCUUGUCUCCGGCGGGUUUGAAGAAAAUGGGGGAAGUGGAGAUUGCCAUACGCUUUGCUCGUGUGAGUCCUAUCUUGGAUUUGGUCCACGUCUACUCGCAGCCUUUGUUGCCUUUGAUGCACCACAUAAAGCCGCUAGGAGCGGGGCAACAAGAGAUGUUGAGGCGAGCGGCGGUAAAAAUCGUGGCAGCACAUCUGUCACGAUCGGAACCGCCACUUGGCCGUGAGACGGUUCUCUACAUGUUGGAUGCGGACUCACAAGGGUUCAGCAUGAGGAAAGUUCGUGCUAACUAUUUCCGGAUCAUCAAUGUCGUGGCCGGAGUAAUGGACAUUGUGGGGUGGAUAAACGACACUCGUUCGUGGAAGAAGCCGAUGGCGACUAUAUUGGUGCACGCAUUGUUGGUGCUGUUUGUGUGGUUUCCUGAUUUGAUAAUCCCAACUUUGCUAUUUUACGUCUUCGCAAUCGGCGCGUGGAACUACAGGUUCCGUUCUCGGGUCCCACUUCAACACUUUGAUCCAAAGCUCUCACUGGCAGAUACAGUUGACCGUGAUGAACUUGACGAGGAGAUCGAUAUGGUGCCAAGCAGCAGAUCGUAUGAGGUGGUGAGGGCCAGGUACGAUAAGCUACGGACGCUUGGGGCACGUGUCCAGACGGUAUUGGGGGAUUUUGCCACGCAAGGAGAGCGCGUGCAGGCGUUGGUGACGUGGCGUGAUCCACGUGCGACGGGGAUUUUUGUUGGACUGUGCUUUGUAGUAGCAAUGGUGUUGUACUUGGUUCCGUCCAAGAUGGUGGCAAUGGCGUUCGGGUUUUACUACCUGCGCCAUCCGAUCUUUCGCGACAGAACGCCGUCGCCGGCCCUGAACUUUAUGAGGAGGCUUCCUUCACUGUCCGAUCAACUUUUGUAG
This is a messenger RNA of Fragaria vesca subsp. vesca, 3123 nucleotides long. RefSeq lists its product as uncharacterized. The record is from RefSeq and is a predicted model, not a curated record. NCBI's taxonomy places the organism in Eukaryota, Viridiplantae, Streptophyta, Magnoliopsida, Rosales, Rosaceae. Bases 1 to 3123 code for a protein of 1040 amino acids. The transcript has a single exon.